AUGCUGAGGUUUAUCAGAAAUUCGUUCAAUACCUUAUUAGAUGAUCAUAUCCAAAUAUCAGAAUUCUUUGAGUAUAGCAAGGUUGACACAAUUGGAUAUCCAUCUAAUGUAACUGCAGUUGCUUUUGAUGAAGUAUUAAAUCUUUUUUGUGUGGCGACCUGUGAGGGAAAAAUAUCUAUUUUUGGACAAGAAAAGUCUUUGAGUUGUUUUCUAACUGAAUCCAAAGACUAUGUGCCUCGAAAAAUAGUAUUUGCAACAGGAUCCGGCUUUGCUGUGAUAGAAGCAUCAUCAAGAAAAGAAAUCAAAUUUUUCCGUUUAUUCGUUAAUGCUUCGAGUGUUGCGGUUGAGGAAAUGCAGAAAGAUCCUAGAUGGAAAGUGACUAAUGCUUAUUCAAUCGCAAAAAAUGUUGACAACAAGUUUGUAUUCUUACAAGGUACACAAGGUGGUAAUAUAUCAAAAACGUUCUUAGAAACGCUCACAUGUGAAGAAUAUACAAGAUGUGACGAAUUUGGACAAUUUCUACGAAAUGCUCCUAUUGUUCAGAUGGCAGCUUCUCCUAAUCUUGAUAAGAUACUCAUAACACAGAAAGUUGAAGCUAACAUUGAAUUAGAUGAAGAAAGUCAUCAUGUUUUAACAAUGAUAGAUAUUAAAACGCAAAAGAUUAUAACAGAGUCUGUUCUUGAUAUAUCAAUCAAUAUUGAGAAUGUUACAUGGACUAUCGAAGAUGUCAUUUGUAUACAAGAACGCAGUGGAAAUAUUAUCGACUUAUGUGUCCAGAAUUUGAGACGUAACACGGAAACGAAUACAUCUAAUGGCUUCUUCAGUUGUUUUCCUAACAAAGGUCUUAGACAAGUACAGUACUGUUAUUGUAAAAACAAAUCAGACGUAAUGGAGAAAACUCUCGUAUUCAUUGGUGGUGUGACUGAGACCAUAUUCGGUGAUAGAAAUAUAGUGACACUGAGAUCUGAUUCUAAAACAUGUUCAUUAGAGCUUGGUUCUCCUGUUCAAUCGAUUGAAAUAGCUCACGAAUCAGAUGCUGACGAUAAGUUUGCGAGUGUUCUCAUCAUUCUAGCCAAAAACGAACUUGUAUUUAUUGAUUUGAGGAGUGAAUGCUAUCGUCCUUAUCCAACACGCUUCUUGUAUCCAUUAGAUGCUCAUGAUAUCACUUGCACUCAAAGCCUCACAGCGGAAAUGCAGUUGCUCACCCAAUUGAACGAGAUAUCUAAGUUGUCCUGGUGUGAUGAUUCGAAGUACAGUACUCGGAGUCAUACAUUCUUCUCAAAUAUCUUGUCUAACACUACCGAUACGGACAUUAAAUAUGAUAAUAAUCAAUUAGUUUUGACUGGAUUUUCUGAUGGAAGUAUCACCAUCACAAAGCCUGGUAUCAGGAAUGGAACAGUCCUCUUCCAAAUUUCCACUAAAUACGAAUACAUGGAAGGAUUCGAUUUUUCCUCCUCAGUUUCGAACGAGGAGUGUGUUAGUGGAUGCCAAUUUUAUAAAGUUGGUGUUUAUGAUACAUACUCCGACGAACCUGGAUUGGAGAUAGCAUCUCUAGAGAUUGAUUCACACACUGGUAUCCUAGCUGUCGGAACCAAGAUGGGAGUUGUUCUGAUAUACAGAAUGAACAACGAAGAAUUGACUUUGGUGCCCGAAUCACUUCAUAUAAUGUUAUGUGGGAAAGAGAUUGCUACUCAUAGCAAAAUAAAAAAAAUCCCAACGAAUCUGAACACACCCAGGCGAACUGAAUUCCAUUACAAGGCAGGUUAUCAACCUUACUCUUCCGAAAAUGGAAAAAGCUUUUUUGCUCAAUUAGUACCUAAUACUCCAAUUUAUUCAUUAUCCCUGUUAUGUCACCGCAAUCUAGUUGUUGCUGCCGCAGAAUUUGGCUUUGCAGUCAUCAAUUAUAAAGCCAAUAUGAUCAUUUUUCAGAGAUCUUUCAUCACAUUAGAUGACUUAAGUGAUGUUGUAAUGCCUAAUGACACUUGGAGUGUAUUUAAAUCAAUGAAAAAAUCUAUUCGUGACACAUUCAGAAGGCGUCGAAGACCAAGAGAUGAAGAUCAGUCAGUUUCUGUUGGAGAAGGGAGAAAACAGCAAACCUUUGAAUAUCCGAAAGAAGACGCUCAAAGCGAUAUGAGACCUAUGGAAAGAUGUGUCGAAAGUCGAACAGUCAGGAGAGAAGUUUAUAAGCCUUGGCUCAUUCGUUAUUCUAAGUUCAUCAAGCUACCAUGGACUAAUGGGAUGACCGAUGUCCUCUUUGUUGGUACUAAUGGAGGAAAGUUGUUUUGUUGCUCUGUCGCAGAAGAAGGUCACGAGGUGACAAUGAUUCAAGACAAAGAGAUUGUCUUAGCUCAUGGAGCUCCUAUAAUUGAUGUUGAUCAUUUCAUUGAUUAUUCAACAAAGAACGGCGCCGUUUCUAGACUUCUUGUAGUGACUCAAGAACAAGUUCGAUUAUUUUUGAUUCCCUCGCUCAAGUCCACAAAUUAUAAAAUCAAGUUAACAUGCAAAGAAGGUUUGAAAAAUCGGAAAUCAAGAAUAGUUCAACUAACCCAUAAAAACGGAACUAAACUGAACUUCCUUAUGUUACUUAUCAACAAUGGGGAAAUCCGAUUGUAUUCGUUGUCAAACCCUGGUAGGAACAUCCGUCUGCCAUUAUCUUUGGAAAAUAACCAUCUGGCCAUGGAACAUGCCAUUAUGACUUCGUCCGGUGAUUUUGUCUAUAUAAGAUCUGGACAAUCGGAACUGCAAAGAGUUAGAAUUCAAGCAGUUAAGGACAAUGUUUCAUUAUUUGGAGUUUGA
Molecule: messenger RNA, 2796 nt
Organism: Auanema sp. JU1783
Lineage: Eukaryota; Metazoa; Nematoda; Chromadorea; Rhabditida; Rhabditidae
Source: the annotation of a GenBank genome assembly